Macrobrachium nipponense is the source of this 906-nucleotide messenger RNA. Its product is annotated as probable proton-coupled zinc antiporter SLC30A3. Gene Ontology annotation, biological process: detoxification of zinc ion; intracellular zinc ion homeostasis; zinc ion transmembrane transport. The transcript has 8 exons. Lineage: Eukaryota; Metazoa; Arthropoda; Malacostraca; Decapoda; Palaemonidae. Gene Ontology annotation, molecular function: zinc ion transmembrane transporter activity. Gene Ontology annotation, cellular component: membrane. The record is from RefSeq and is a predicted model, not a curated record. Bases 1 to 906 code for a protein of 301 amino acids.
AUGACUGCUGUAAGGCAGUUCCGCCGCCAUAUUCCCGCCGUGAAACUCUGGUUCGUGCUGUGCCUGACGCUCGCAUUUUCGGUGGUCCUGUUGGCUGCUGCCCAUCUGACGCACUCUCUCACACUCAGGGUGGAGGCCUAUCAUGCGCUCUAUAACCUGCUUUCACUCACGGGGUGCUUGCUCACCAUGAAGUUAUGUUCCCGACCGGAGUCGCUACACAACACCUUCGGAUGGGCAAGACUGGAAGUUCUGUCCAUGCUCACUACACUCAUCUUCCUCACGGCACUUUGCUUCAGUAUGGCCAUCGACUCCAUACAAACAGCCUUACAUGCUGGCCAUCAGGACGCCAUGCACCACCCUCUUCCCAUCAUGGGACUCGGCGCCGUUGGUCUCGUCCUGAACGGCAUAGUCUAUUGUCUCAUAGGCGGGUACACCCACCACCAAGGAUGCUUCUUGGAAUUAAGAGGGUCUGGGGGCGUGUGGGUUGGAAAGCAGCUGACUCAAGAGGCGGUGCAGACUGGCAGGAGGACGCUCUCUUUGGGGAACCUCAAUGCAGGAUCGGCCAAGGAAAGGCUUAAAGAGGUCAUGAGAGAUAUUAGCGGACUGAUUCUCGUAGAACUUUGCGCUGCAGUUGUCCAGUUGGACAAUGGGGAGACCAUCGCGCUCUACAUAGACCCGGCGCUGGCUAUUACAUCGGCUGCAGUUCUCAUGUGGCUCAGUUACCCCUAUGGCAGAGAAUGUUGCCAGAUCCUGCUCCAGACUAUUCCAGGACACAUCACGUGGAAGAUUUUAAAGAGCCGGAUCCUCGAUGAAUUCCCAGAUAUCCUAAAACGUCCAUCAUCUGCACAUCUGGGACAUUUACUCCAACUAAAUGUUGAUGAUUGUUCCCAAGAUUCCAAGAUAUGA